This is a messenger RNA of Funneliformis caledonium, 1122 nucleotides long. Lineage: Eukaryota; Fungi; Glomeromycota; Glomeromycetes; Glomerales; Glomeraceae. The record is from the annotation of a GenBank genome assembly.
AUGAUCCAUCAACUUACGUCAGAUGGUCUUCCUAGAACUCAUCUUUCUACAAAUAAAUAUUCAGAAAAUGAAGUCAAACCAUUGAAUAAACAAGAUAUUCAAAUAGAUUUAUUCGAAUCUGUUGUAAUAUUUCGUGGAAAUGUAAAUGAAUCUGUUGGAUCACUUUUAAGAGGUGAAAUCACGUUGACAUUGAAUAAACCAGAAAAAAUCAUUUCUAUUGAAUUACAAUUUUAUGGAGAAACAAGAACCUUUGGUCUAAGUUCAUUCGGAGCAACCACGGAUGAUAAAAUAGAACUUAUUUCAAAGAAGAUAACCUUUCUAAAUCAUUCAAGUUCAUCGUUAUGUAAAUUAUUUUCUAAAUUACCAAAUAAGCAAAAUUAUUCAACAUUUCCAUCAGGAAUUCAUAAAUUACCAUUUGAAUUUCAAUUGCCAGGAUCACUUCCGGAAUCAAUCAAAGCAAAAUUAGGAUCCGUACAAUAUAAAUUAAAGUGUAAGAUUAAUCAUAUUCCCAAAUUUCAUUCAAAAACCCUUUUAAACGUUCGUCAAGUUGAAAUAAUAAGAUUACCAGAUUAUGAUAAUUAUUCGUAUGGUAUAGAAAUAUCGAGAAAUUAUGAACAAGUUAUCGAAUAUCAAUUGUCAAUUCCUAAAAACUCCUUUCCACUUGGUGAUACGGUUCCUAUUCAUAUUAAAUUGAUACCUCUAGGUAAAAAAUUUAAAUUACAUUCAAUACAAAUUCGAUUGGUACAAAAUGUUACUUAUACAAAUAAUGGACAUAAAACUGAAUACAUUCAAUACUUAAAUCAUUCACAAUUUGACAAUGUAAAGAAACUUUAUUUAAUCGAUAAGGAAGAGGAUUAUUGCGAAGAGAAAGAAAUUGGACGUUCGAUUUAUGAAAAGACUCUCAUGUUUGAAUUACCUAAAUAUAUUAUUAAUUUACCAAAUUAUGAGGAUACAAGUUUUUAUUGUCCUUGCCAUCCGGAAUAUCAAAGAAUCGCUCGACGCGUGCUUGGAGAUUCUGAUGAUGAUGAAGAACAUAAUAAUUUGACGUGUAAUUAUACAACAGUUGAAAAUUAUUUUCACGUUAAUAACCCACCAAGAUAUAGUUAUAUUAAUCUUUAUUAA